Cantharellus anzutake is the source of this 447-nucleotide messenger RNA. Its product is annotated as ribonuclease III domain-containing protein. Bases 1 to 447 code for a protein of 148 amino acids. The transcript has 3 exons. The record is from RefSeq and is a predicted model, not a curated record. Gene Ontology annotation, biological process: RNA processing. Gene Ontology annotation, molecular function: ribonuclease III activity. Lineage: Eukaryota; Fungi; Basidiomycota; Agaricomycetes; Cantharellales; Hydnaceae.
AUGGCAUCCAUUUACCACACCACUUACCGCAAUGCCCAACACCCGCUUCCAGAACUGCCUCAGAUCAAGACCGUGCAAAUAUGGGAUGAGGUAUUUACUCAUCAAAGCUUGCCUAACAAUAACGGAGUGUUAAGUAUCCUCGGACAAAAUGUCCUGGCCACCUGUGUCGCAGAGUGGCUAAUCGAUGCUGAUCCUGCCUUGUCUCAUGAGGAACUUAGGGUACGUAGUAAUGAACGACUUCAACGAACUAUGCUUUCCGCCUUUGCGAUGGCGUACGACCUACCACAACUACUUCGGUUCGCAAAAAACAUGCCACCUAUGAGUAAAUUCACAAUCGAAAAUGAAGCCGCGGUUUUCGAGGCUUUCGUUGGUGCCGUACACCGUGAAUAUGGCUUUGAUACCGUCAAGGAAUGGCUGUAUGCUUUGAUGGACUGGGAUAAUGUGUAG